Messenger RNA from Setaria italica (foxtail millet), 1638 nucleotides. Its product is annotated as bark storage protein B. Gene Ontology annotation, molecular function: catalytic activity. The record is from RefSeq and is a predicted model, not a curated record. NCBI's taxonomy places the organism in Eukaryota, Viridiplantae, Streptophyta, Magnoliopsida, Poales, Poaceae. The transcript is spliced from 6 exons. Bases 345 to 1358 code for a protein of 337 amino acids. Gene Ontology annotation, biological process: nucleoside metabolic process.
ACGGCCACUAGAGGAUUGAGAUAUUUACCGACCCCCAUGCGUGCCACGGCAAUUUUCCAGCAGCUCCUUGCAUUGGGUUGGGUCCUCCUUGUUGACAGCAGCUCCAGUUCAUCAUCAUCAUCACUGGCACUUGUCAAUAAGUAAAUUGACGCACGCGGAUCACGACCUCGAUCCAUGGCCCCAUCGCCACCAACCCAUCUUCGUCCUUCCCGUAGUCGUCUACUGUCUAGCACGGACUCCCACACGACAGAUCGUCUCCCUCCGCCUGCUUGCCUUUAAAAGCUCGCUGUCCAUGGCGAACGCUUAGCACACAGCAGGCGGAUUACUAAUAAUAAGCUCCAGCCAUGGCCAUGGCGCUCUUCUCGCUGCAGGUCCUGCUCUUCUCGCUGCUGCUCACGGGCUCGGCCAUGGCAGCGGCCUUGCCAGCCAUGGACCGGGUGCGCUGGCAGGUGGACAGGGUCAACCGGCGAGGCCCCUCCCUCGGCCUCGUCAUGUCCUACGUUGACGAGGCCACCGCGCUGCAGGCCUCCGGCUACUUCACGCCUUGGCGCGUCCAACCCUUCCUUGACCUCUACGGACGACGGUUUCACAUCGGCAGCAUUCGAGGUGUGAAUGUUAUAUAUGCAUUGACAGGACAACGCAGGUUGAAUGCAGCAGUCACUGUACAGACCCUCAUCGAUGUCUUCAGCGUGUCUGGCAUUGUUCAUUAUGGCACAGCAGGGAGUUCCAAUGAUUCCAUGUCAUUUGGCGAUGUCAGUGUCCCCAAGCUUGUUGCUUACACAGGCGCCUGGACAUGGAAGAAGUUCAGAUCACCGAAAGAGUCGUCAGCAGAACUAAGCUUUGGAGAAUAUAACAUCCCAAAUGGAGGAGACAACUUGCUAGGAUCCCUGAAAUUCAGAAAUGAGGAGCUAUACUCCGUGGGUAAGCCUAUGGAAGAAGUUUUUUGGUUACCUGUAGAUUCAGCAUGGUUCAAAAUUGCAGAACAACUCAAGGUCAAACUUGAAAGAUGCAAUGAUACUUUCUGCUUACCAACAACUCCACAAGUUGUCUAUGGGCUUAAAGGAUCAUCAGCCGACAUGUUUCUUGAUAAUGCAGAGUACAGGAAGUUCCUUUUCAGAGAAUUUGGGGUGUCAACAGUAGAUGAGGAGAGUGCAGCAGUGGUGAUGACAACAACAUCUCCUGGUGUACCUGUGAUUGUAUUCCGGGGAGUAUCUGAUUUAGCUGGAGGGGAACCAACAUGGUCGUCGACAAGUCUGAUGAAUCUGGCAUCUAUUAAUGCAUUAAAAGUGGCAGUGGAGUUCAUCGCUACAGUUGGCAAGCAGAAGCCAAUAGUAUCAGUACAAAGGAGUAAUAACUGAAAAAGGGAUGACUAUUAUGCAACAUAAUUGGAAGUUACACUCAGAAUGAUACGGAAUCUUGAGGCUUCAAGUCCUAUGUCCUCUCCAACAACAUAUAUAAAUGUUGGAUGUGUAGCCACAUUGUAACCAUGCUUCUGGCAAUGAUUGGUUGUGUAAUUUUGGAAUAAUGCUAGGACAAAAUUGCAAUCCAGAGGUUUUAUUUUUUUUUAUUAAAAGAAUACCAGCUGAUGUAAUAUUGUUUCAUUUUUAUCAAGAAUCAUCAACUUGGUCAUUAACAGAA